UAUAUAUACAUGAAGAAAGAUAGCAAAAACACAAGACAUAAAUAAAAAAUGGAGGUGGAGAGAGUUCAGAAAAUAGCCUCAGUCUCGAACCUAGAGGGCACAAUCCCAAGCGAGUACAUAAGACCAGUGGGUGAGCAACCAGCAAGCACCACCAUCCAUGGGGUGGUACUGGAGGUUCCGGUGAUCGAUCUCAGCCACCCUGAUGCCGGAGAACUGGUGGGCUCCAUCUCAGAAGCCAGCAGAGAAUGGGGAAUCUUUCAGGUGGUUAACCAUGGGAUACCAAAUGAAGUCAUAAGCAAGUUACAGAAAGUAGGAAAAGAGUUCUUUGAGCUGCCACAGGAAGAGAAGGAAGCCAUAGCCAAACCUGCAAGCAAUGAAGCUCUUGAAGGUUAUGGAACGAAGCUGCAGAAGGAGGUGGAAGGGAAGAAAGGGUGGGUGGAUCACUUGUUUCAUAGGGUUUGGCCACCUUCUGCCAUUAACUAUCACUUUUGGCCCCACAGUCCUCCUUCUUACAGAGAAACAAAUGAGCAAUACACACAAAUGUUGAUAGAGGUGGCAAACAAAUUGCUUGGAUUUCUAUCAAAAGGAAUAGGGCUAGAAGAAAAUGCAAUGAAAGAAGGGUUGGGAGGUGAAGACUUAAUCUACUUGAUGAAAAUAAACUACUACCCACCAUGCCCAUGCCCUGAUCUUGCUCUUGGGGUGGUACCCCAUACUGAUAUCUGUUACCAGUCAACGACAUUAGUUAAGCAACCUUCGUUGUCAGGAAGGGUACAAGUGGCAGAUGGCAGUGCAUGGAUCGUGCUCUUUUACACUAGAAAAGAGCAUGGGUCGUGCUGCAGACAGAAUGCUAAACAUGGCCAAUGCGUUUUAGCCUUCAGAAUGGCACGGGCAAUGUAUUUUGGCAUGGGUCGUGCGCUUUUGUUCUUUAGAUUGGCAUGGGCCGCUGCAUUUUGUGGCAGAAAGUGA
This is a messenger RNA of Cynara cardunculus var. scolymus (artichoke), 966 nucleotides long. Its product is annotated as flavonol synthase/flavanone 3-hydroxylase-like. The coding region runs from base 49 to 966 and encodes 305 amino acids. The record is from RefSeq and is a predicted model, not a curated record. The transcript is spliced from 4 exons. Lineage: Eukaryota; Viridiplantae; Streptophyta; Magnoliopsida; Asterales; Asteraceae.